Molecule: messenger RNA, 4511 nt
Organism: Striga asiatica
Lineage: Eukaryota; Viridiplantae; Streptophyta; Magnoliopsida; Lamiales; Orobanchaceae
Source: the annotation of a GenBank genome assembly
AUGCAGCCCGGUGAUAAUCCACCGACGCUGCCGUUUCCACUCAGCCCGCUACUGCUCUUGAGUGCCGCCGGCGGCGGUGUCAGCGAUUUCCGGGAGGGAGGGUUCGAAUUGUCCAGGUACUUGUUCCUGGGAUCGCUGCUCUUCUCGCGUGAAGGAGGCGGCAUGGACCUGUCCAAGGUCGGAGAGAAGAUCUUCAGCUCCGUACGCUCUGCCCGCUCACUUGCUGUGUUUGAUGAUCACGUGUGCGAUUCUGGUGCUAGUGUCUCUGAUUUUGGUAAUGGAGGUGUUUGUGAUGAGUAUGUGAAGUUUACUUUUUUGUGGUUGCUCCAAAAGGUUCCAGCACGAGCUGCGGCUGCAGCAGCCGUAGCUCGUGUUCUUGCUGGUCUACCACCACAUCAGAGGCAUAAUCUCUCUUCAAGCUCUGAAGAAUUGAGUUCAAUAUACGGGAGCAAACCUCAAGGUCAAACUGUUGAUGAGCUUGAGAGGGAAUUCUAUGAGGAGGAUUUUGACCCCGUUAGAUAUAUUUUAGAACAAAUUCCCUCUGAAGAAAAUGAAGCAGCUUACUUUGAGGAAAAGGCUGCUCUUCGAUUGGCACAACUGGAUAAAAUUUCUGAGCGCUUGUCACACCAUGUUAUGGAGCAUCAUGAAGAAAUGGUGAAGGGAAUGAAUCUGGUAAGAGAAUUAGAGAAGGACUUGAAGAUUGCAAAUGUUAUUUGCAUGAUGUACAGGAAGAACGGUCGAAGGCACCUUACCUCGUCAAGGAAUGAGGUCUCUAGGGACCUCGUUGUUACAGAGAAUUCCAAAAGGAAACAAGCUCUUCUGGACAUCUUCCCCAUCCUUACCGAGCUAUCUCAUGCAGUAGACAUGCAAGUGUCUCUUGAAACUUGUGUUGAUGAAGGGAACUUCUCAAAGGCUUUCCAAGUCCUUCCUGAAUAUUUGCAAAUUUUGGAUAGACUGUCAGAUCUCUCUGCAGUGCAAGACUUGAACCGUGGUGUUGAGGUUUGGUUAGGAAGGACUCUGCAAAAGUUGGAUUCACUUGUAUUGGAAGUGUGCCGGGACUUCAAAGAGGAUGGUUAUCUCACCGUUAGUUCUAAAUCUGCUUUUACUCACGAUGAAUUGUAUUUCAGAAAGCCCCACAUAGCACUCAAUCUACCCAUUGCUGCCUAUGUAGUUGAUGCGUAUGCACUGAUUGGUGAUGUUUCUGGUCUAGCUGAAAAGAUUCAAAGCUUUUUCAUGCAGGAAGUUCUGUCUGAAAGUCACUCUGAAUUAAGGAUCAUAUUGCAAGAGGAUGUUGAAAAUCCCAAUUUGCACAUUAAUAGGUACGUUUUUAUCUAUCGAGAUGGUGCUAGCAAGCCUCCUAAUCCUUCGGAUUUGCCAAUCUCAAAACAUGCAUGUUUGUUUGCAUGUGCAUGUGUAGGGCCUAAUGGGUUUCGCCCCCCAUCACCAAUUGGUUUUGGGUUGGAACUCACUAAAGUGGCAACUAGGCUCGCAUUCUUAAUGAGCGGUUCACCUCUAGGGACUGCACUACUUCUCCUAGUACCUGUUAUGACUCUACUAAUCGAGCCUCAUCUAGGAUGGGCAAAUGGGCUAGUUUAUAAGCCUAGUGGGCUACACCUCCCAUCACCAAUUGGUUUGGUGUCAACUUGCCAUGAUAAGCAGCAUGCCGACUUACCUAGAGUCCCGUAUGAUUCGGGCAGAGAAGUUUCUAGUACUUCUCUGCCAGAAGAUGGUUCAGGUCCUGCAUCAACUGAUAGAAAAUCUCCUUCGUCCUCAGCCACAGUACCAUCAAAAGGGUUUCCUUCUAUUUCUGAUACUACAGAAACCGACAGAUCCAAGUUCACCGAUCAUCCAACUGAUGAGGGACGAGAUGAUGGAAGCGAAGCAUCAAGCAGUGGGUCCCCUUGGUUCUUACUACGAAAAGAUGCAGUGACCUUUGUUUCGCAUGCCUUGCAAAGGGGACGUAGGAACCUUUGGCAGCUUACAACGAGCCGUGUGUCAGUUUUGCUGUCAUCCCCAGCAGUUUAUUCCUCCAGCAUUCAUCAAUUUUUGAGAAAUUAUGAAGAUCUGAGCAUCUUUAUCCUUGCUGGGGAAGCUUUUUGUGGGGCAGAAGCAAUUGAAUUCCGCCAGAAACUCAAAUCCAUUUGCGAAGGUUAUUUUUCUGCUUUUCACCGGCAGAAUAUAUAUGCUUUAAAAAUGGUAAUGGAGAAGGAGACUUGGCAGAUAUUGCCACUAGAUACAAUUCAAGUAGUUAGUUUCCCAGGAUUGGUGGGUGAUGGAGCCGCUCUCAUAGUUUCAUCUGACAAAGCUCCUAGUGCCAGAUCAGUGCAUGACAACAGAUCUGUUGGUACAGUUCUUAAUGGGUCAAAGAAGGGUGGGUUCUCCUAUUGGCAAGGAAAUGGGAACCUUUUUCGGUCAAAACUGAGUGGCAGUUCUGAGGAUUAUUCCGAUUUCUUUCACCCCAAUGGUUUGGCUACACAAGAAGCUCAAAAUAAUGAUAGAAGAACUCAACAAACUAGGACUUCUUCAAGAAGUGGUGAUGAACAGCAUAUAAAUGGGGCGAUUUCAGAGGAUGAAAAUGAAGAUCUCCAUGCUGAUUUUAUUGAUGAAGAUAGUCAGCUUCCUAGUCGAAUAUUCAAACCAAGUCAUUCAAAGCAUAACUCUUUACGUGGGAAUGAUGGGGAUUUGACAGCACAAACUGGAUCUUCUCUUAGCCUCCUCAGAUUGAUGGACAAAUAUGCAAGACUGAUGCAGAAAUUAGAAAUCAUCAAUGUUGAGUUCUUUAAGGGAAUUUGCCAGUUGUUUGGGAUUUUUUUCCACUUUGUAUUUGAGUCGUUCUGUGAGCAUAAUGCUCAACCUAGUGGAAAAGGUUUACACGACUCUAUUCCUUACAAGCUAAAGGCUGCAUUAUCAAGAAUCACACAAGAUUGUGACCAGUGGAUUAAACCACAGCCUACCUCAGUGUCUUCUUCGUCCCCAACUUCUUCAGGUGCACCAUUCAGUCAUGUGGAUGUAACUCCUACCAGUCCUGCAAGUCACGUAAAUCAUACAUCCUUUUCGCUCAAGGUUGUUUUGAAUGAUGAUGACACUUUGAGUAGGUUCCACAGAUCUAAGUCUCAUCUCCAGUCGAGGUUUCUGCAGAACAAUGGGGCUGUGGUUGAUGACUUCUAUGCUCAUCUGGUGGAUGCUGUGCCUGAUCUUACUCAGCUCAUACAUAGAACAACUGCAAAAUUGCUACUCCAUAUCAAUGGUCUCAGUGAGAUGGUAAUGGUAGUGUUUUCUAGCCAGAGCAUGUGCACCAGGAGAGUUGAGCAAGAGUGCCCUCAGAGGUACUGCGACGGGCGCGUAGGAACUACACGACAGACAAGUGACGACCAAAAACUAAAAUUGACGAGCGUCGGGACAGAUUGGAGUACACAAACCCUAACCCCGACAAUUGACGAAUCUGGAAGAAGGCAAAACGAAAACCAAAUAAAACUGAAAAAUACUGGCAACAAGCUCUCAGAAUGCCGAUCCCACGGACGUUCGCUGGAAAAAAUUCUGGCGUGCCACGCGACCUCACGCGUCGGUGCGUGUGAUGGCCGUAAGAGAAGUUCGGCACUGCUUGUGGCUUACACGCGCGGAUUCUGGCGGUAUGUGGAUCGCAUUGCCAAUGCUAAAUGGGAGGUGAAAGAGCUUGGAUUGGAGCAUAAUGGCUACGUUGAUUUAUUACUUGGAGAAUUUAAGCACUACAAAACAAGGCUUGCUCAUGGGGACAUACAGAAAGAGGUUCAAGACCUCCUCCUAGAAUACGGAAUUGAAACUGUUGCCGAAACUCUUAUUGAGGGCCUAUCUAGGGUGAAAAGGUGUACUGAUGAGGGGCGGGCCCUCAUGUCGCUUGAUCUACAGGUUUUAAUAAAUGGCCUAAAGCAUUUCGUCUCCAUUGAUGUGCGACCCAAAUUGCAGAUAGUUGAAACUUUUAUCAAGGCCUACUAUCUACCAGAAACAGAAUAUGUUCACUGGUCCCGCGCCCAUCCGGAAUACAGUAAAAACCAAAUUGUUGGGCUUAUCAACCUCGUAGCCACUAUGAAAGGCUGGAAAAGGAAAACCAGGUUGGAGGUGUUAGAAAAGAUAGGAUGAACCCCCCCUUGCAUCAAUCCAAUUCUUUUUCCCUUAGAGUCCUCAAAAGUUUUGCAAUUCCUUCUAUUUACCCUGUUUUUUCCUAUAUUAAUUAUUAUAUAAAUCCACCUGAGAUUUGUGUGUAUAUGGUCUCGUGUGUAAUAUUAUUAUCUUUUCAUGAGAGGGGAACCACUGUAAUUUUUGAACCGAGCUAGCCCAUUCUCAAAUCUCACGUAAUCGAGAUCUUAAUUUUACAUUUCUUUCACCUAAAGUUUCAAGUACUCUGGAUUUUCUUGCUCAUAGUUUGUAAUCGCUUAGUGAAAUGAAUAGACGAGUAUUGUAAAGCUGCAUUUUUCAUAUUUGUUGCGUUCUAACACGAAAACAGACGGUCCAUUCCAUAAUAUGAAUUAUGAAAU